AUACUCCAGAUUUUUAAUUAAAAAAAAUGCACCCGAGUGGACGUACUGCAUCCUCCACCUUGUCUUUUCGAGAUGGCUCAUACCUUCACAGUCCUAGCGGCGGAUAUAAAGCCCAACACCUCCAUCAUGUGGCGGAGCAGCAUAUGGACAGUGUUCAGAAAGCACAAGAGAAACUUCAAAGCCUUUCUGUGGAGGAUACAACAGAGAUGCUGCGGUCCAGGAUAGAUGAACAGUCAGGUCUUAUCUGCAUACUGAAACAUCGAGCUGAUGAGCUGCUUCUUCGAUGUCAAGCUCAACAGAAAAUCAAUACUGAGCUGGAAGGCCAACUAACAGACUGCCGGCAGGAACUGGACUGUGAAAGAAAGAAAGGAGAGCUCAUAGAGAAGAGAUUCAUGGAUUUAGCUGCUAACAAUCAAGCAAUUAUUGCAUUCAUGGAUGACCAUAAAAAUCAGAAUGCCCAGUUAAAGCUGGAAAACGAAAAGCUGCAGUCAGAAAAUGAUUCGCUUUUCUCCCAAAAACUGCAAGAAAAAGAAGUGUACGUUCAAAAAUUGUUGCAAGACAUCAAACAGCUGACGGAGAAAUACACAAAUCAGGAAAAUGAAUAUCGGGAGAAAUUGGCUGGAUGCCAGUCGAAAAUCCUGGAACAAGCAGCUGAGCAUCAAGCUAAGGAGGAAUCACUUCUUGAUCAGUUGUAUAACGCUCAGAAACAGCAAAGAGAUGUUGUAGAGAUGUGCCAAGACUUGAAGCUGAAGCUACAAAAAUCUGAAGAAGAGCAUGCUUUGAAGGAAAAUGAUGUGAGAGAAAGCAUAACAAGACUCACCAAAGAGAAGGAUAAGUUAUUAAGUCUGUCUAUGGAAAGGGGGAAAGUAAUACAGGAUAAACAAGAGGAAGUCCAGCAGCUGGAAAUGAAAUGGAAAGAAGAGAAAAAAGCCCGGGUCGAAGCAGAGGACAGGUUUGAACAGGAAGCAGAAGCCGUUAAUGCAGACCUGAAAGUGAAGUCUCUCCAGUCCGCUCUUGAUGAAUCCACACUAAAAUUUAGGAUGUUCAAAAAGGAUUUUGAAGCCUUCAAAGAACACAGCACCAAACUUCUCACACAAGAAAGAGAGUUAAAUAAGAAACUUUUCCACAUGACGGGCUAAACUUGGGUAUUAUCGAAGUGUAUGUUUUCUUACCAACAUUGUCAUCAAAAAUAAUUCCCACCAAGAAUAUUUGGUUACUGACAUCACCAAUAAAGAAAAAAGGCAAUAAUAAGGGUUUAUAUAUAU
Messenger RNA from Acanthopagrus latus (yellowfin seabream), 1265 nucleotides. RefSeq names its product coiled-coil domain-containing protein 89. The record is from RefSeq and is a predicted model, not a curated record. The transcript has 7 exons. Lineage: Eukaryota; Metazoa; Chordata; Actinopteri; Spariformes; Sparidae. The coding region runs from base 27 to 1139 and encodes 370 amino acids.